UAGGUGACGCAUGCGCAGUACCCGAGUACGUCUUGUUCCCAAACAGAAGCAGGGAUCAGAGAGCACAUCAUGGAGCGACUUUGAAGUACUAGGUGACACAUUUCUCAAAACAACAGACAACUGCGUGGACAGACUUUGGAGACCAUGGCUGCUGCUGCUGUUGCCACAUCCAAAGGCAGCCUGAGAGAGGACCUGACAUGUGCCAUAUGCUGUGACCUGUUCCGGGAGCCUGUCAUGUUGGCCUGCAUGCACCACUUCUGCAGACCCUGCAUCUCCAGGUACUGGAGAGGGACCCAGGGGCCUGUAACCUGCCCACAGUGCCGCAAGGAGUUCAGCUCCAAGCAGUUUCAAACUAACUACCUUGUGACAGCCAUGGUGGAGAAGGUCCGGGCCACCACCUCGGACACUUAUAUCAAGAACAUAGAGAAACAACUAAAGGAGACUUUGGAGACCCAUCGCCUGAGGAAGGAGGACUUCAUCAACAGCAUUCGCAGAGACAAAGACAAGAUGGAGACCAUAAAGAGAGUCGGAGCAGAUCUGCAGGCUCGCGUCAAAGGGGAGUUCAGAGCUCUCCAUCAGAUCCUGCACGACGAGGAGACCUGCAUGAUGGAGCAGCUUAGGAGAGAGCAGGAGGAGGAGCUGGAGAAAGUCCAGCGCCACCUGGAGGCCGCGGAGUUGGCCGUGAGGGAGCUGGAGGGCAACAUGAGAGCGCUGCAGCAGGCGAGCGCUGUCACUGAGAACACCGUGCUGACUGAGCUCCCACAGCUAAGGCCAUGUGUGCAGGUGGAGAUCCCCCCAGAGUUUGAUUCAAACGCCUUCAGUAACAAAUACAUGGCACCAUUACAGUACAUCACAUGGAGAAAGAUGUUCAAGUCUUUGAAAGGAGGUCCCUCUCCAUUAACGUUUGAUGUCGACACAGCGCACCCAAACAUUCACGUCUCCAGGGACAAAACUGCCGCAGUCGAAUGUGAUCUCAUGAUUCUACAUGUGGACCACGGCAGGCGCUUCCUCCAGUGCGUCAACAUUCUGGCCGCCCAGGGCUUCCAGUCAGGCCGGCACUACUGGGAGGUAGAAGUGGGCUCCAAACCCAAGUGGGACUUGGGCGUGGCCUCUGAGGCCGUAGACAGACACGCUCGCAUCAAGCUGAGCCCCGAAAACGGCUACUGGACGCUGCGGCUUCGGAAUGGGAGCGAGUACUCGGUCGGCACGCAGCCCUGGACCAGGCUGCAGCUCCCCUCUGCCCCUCAGAGGCUCGGGGUUUUCUUAGACUGUGAGGAGAGGAGGGUGUCCUUUUACAAUGCAGAUGACAUGAGUCUGCUCUAUUCUUUCACUAACGGGCCGAGGGGAAAAGCGUUCCCAUUCUUCAGCCCGUGCAUUAGUGACAACAGUCAGAAACCUCUGCCUAUCAAACUCCUCCACUACCCUCCUGUCGCUCUGUCUGGCUGACGUGGGUGCGAUCAAUAACAGCUUCUCAGUAUGCAGGAGCUGUCUGUUCACUUAUUGACCAAUGACUGUUAUCACUCAGCUAUUAAAAGACAGAACUGCUAUUGUCAGCAUCGUGUUCCUAUAUCACAAAAUUUCAGCCUGUGCUCUCAUUUUCUAUGCUUAACGAUCAUAUAUCGCCAGCCACAUCUAUUUUUUUCUCUGAAAUAAACCUUGAAAGCCUUGAAAUGCUAUGAAAAUUGCCAUAUUCACGGUGCUAUGAAGUUCCAUUGUGCUGUAAUCGUUCUGAAGAGGCUCAUUCAUUUUCCAGGAGCAAUCAGCAGAAACAUUAAAAAACACGAUACUCAACACAAAAUGGUUGAAUAUAGUGUUUUUCAAACUGGUUCUUUACUGUAUAUAUUUCAGCUAAAUAUCUUAAAUAGAUGGAGAUGGUUGGCAUUUAAAUGAUAAUCGGAAUAAUUAUCUCUCUUCAAGUCAGACUUGUAAAAGGGUCUCUAAUCAUCACUGACUUCAAUCAGCAUGCAGCACUGCAUUGUGAUAUUUUACAUUUCAUUAAAUGGUUCUUCGUGUUUUACACAAUCGGAAACAAGACUGUUUUGCCUUUUUUUUCAUAUUCUGAUUAACAGCAUCUUAUGAGUUAUUUAGAUUACUUCUAACAUCUCCUUUUGAUUUAACUGUAGUUUUUCGUUUUUCAUCUUCAUACAUUUAUAUACAUUAUAUGUGGAAAAAUGCACACUUAUUUUUUUUAUUACUCAAAGAAAUCACAUUUGUAGUUUUUUCCAGGAUUCAUUCAAUGCAAUAUAUUUCAUUGUUAUCAUUGUAUGUGAGAGACAUGUUAGAUCCCUUCCUGCCAAACGCCCCACGCAUUUACUGUAAAACCUGCUGAUGCAAAUAAAAAAACAAAUCACUUUUUCUUUCCUAAAUAAA
Molecule: messenger RNA, 2370 nt
Organism: Centropristis striata (black sea bass)
Lineage: Eukaryota; Metazoa; Chordata; Actinopteri; Perciformes; Serranidae
Gene: trim105
Product: tripartite motif containing 105
Exons: 7
Coding region: 145-1446 (433 amino acids)
Molecular function (GO): metal ion binding; protein binding
Source: RefSeq, a predicted model, not a curated record